Molecule: messenger RNA, 1382 nt
Organism: Dioscorea cayenensis subsp. rotundata (Guinea yam)
Lineage: Eukaryota; Viridiplantae; Streptophyta; Magnoliopsida; Dioscoreales; Dioscoreaceae
Exons: 7
Coding region: 146-964 (272 amino acids)
Source: RefSeq, a predicted model, not a curated record
UGAAUUGGAUCCGAACCCAGAUGUCGGCCGAGGUGCUCGUUCUCAGAUCUCAUCGGCAACCGUGCGUUCUUGAGCUUUUCUCUCGACGUGAAAACAACGAAGCCUUUCUUCUUCUCUGCUCUUCAUCAAUCCUCUCCGCGCGCCGAUGGCUUCACGCCCGCCUCUUGCGCCAGAGAUCGGCCCCGAUGGCAUUGCCCGUGAGUCCCCCGUCAUUGCUUACACCGAGAAGAUCAUCGAGGAAGAGCAGCUCCAGCUCAAAAGAUAUAUCAAAGAAAAUUAUUCCAAAAUUCGUGAUGUUGAGCGGGAGCUGGAGAACCUCACAUUGGAGCUGAAGCUUACUGCUGGGCCGAAGAAAGCAGCGCUUGAGCACUUGAGGAAGAAGAUAGAAUUGUCAACUGAGAAAAUUCGUUUAGCCAAACAGAAGGAAGAUCAAGCAAAAAAGGUGUGGGAAGCAGCAGCCCAAGCUGUAAGGGAAGAAGAAGCAACAAAGCAGAAACUGUGUGAUGACCUUAGUCAGCUGGUCCAAGAAAGUACAAAUAGUCAGUUUACAAGACUGGAGGAACUAAAGAGAAGACUGGAAGCUCUCAACCCAAGCAGGGUUUCAUGUGAUGUCUCUGAUGUUAAAUCUGCACAACAAAUACAAAGCGUCCCAACAGCUCCCCAACCCUUAAUUCAGCCUGCAUCUAAUUCAGCAGGAGAUAAUCUGGAGAGCCAGGUUAAUCCUGGUAGUGACGGUGGCAACUCAAAAUUACAUGCAAGCAAACAACCAGCACCUGCAGAUGCCAGAGACAAGAGACAGAAUUUGAAUUUGGGAAAAGGGAAGGGCAAUACAAUCUUCCCCAAGGGAAAGGCAUCUUCAGGAUCUGCAUGGACUGGAGCCGGGUUUCGACGUGGAUGGCAGGACGUGACAGUGGGGCUCUAUGCUGUUUUUGCUUUCAUUUUAUCACUUACCUCAGACAACUGACUCUGUUGUGGUUUAGGAAUCCCAUCAAUGUUUCUUCUACAGUGAACGAUGAUUUGCAAGCAAUUUCUAUGCUUAAAAAUGCGGCUUUAUCCCCUGAUCAGUAACAUCACAAGAUUAUGCAGCAAAUUCCUAGCAUGGUGCUUUACUCAAAAAGAAAAUAUAUAUAUAUAUAUAUAAAUAAAUGCAUCUUGUUUCUGUUCAAUCAUUGCAGUCAUUGUAUAGGAACAACUUUUGUGAAAUUGAUUCAUGUCGCCUGUCAGUCUCUAAAGUUAUUUGUUACACUACAGUGGAGUCCUGCAUCUUGUCAAAUUUCAUUGUCACAAAGUUAUUUAUUCUUUUAACAUGUAAUUUCUGUGUUUUGGAAUACUUGAAUUCAGGUUUCAGAAUGCAUGUACAAAGUGUUUGUUAUUUGUUAUCA